Petromyzon marinus (sea lamprey) is the source of this 9238-nucleotide messenger RNA. The record is from RefSeq and is a predicted model, not a curated record. NCBI's taxonomy places the organism in Eukaryota, Metazoa, Chordata, Hyperoartia, Petromyzontiformes, Petromyzontidae.
CCACUCUGCGCCUCAGGCCCCCCCCACUCCCAUGUUGGGCUCGCUCAGUGCCGCGAGGGGAGUCGGACGAGGUGGGCGGUCGUGCGUGGGGAGCCGUCUUAUAACCCACCCCCUCCCCGCCAACAAAAAAAUAAUCCUUAACAAUCGUAAACGAUUCUCUUUUACGGUUCCAAACCACAGCAGCGGUGGGCUACGGCGAGUAGGGCGACACUCGGGGCACACGGACGUACCAGCCGCGAUCGAGCACACGGCGUUGCAUUAACCGCGGCAACCAAAUAAGAGACAAUAAGAUUCUCGCAAGUCAACUUUGCCAAAACCAAAAAAAAAACCCCACCACCAUGGGUUCUUCUGCCUUCGGCCGCCACUUGGAGGGCAACGUCGCUGGCUUAUUCUAGUCGCCAACCCGUCGAUACCAUCGACAGCAUCGGCAGCAUCUUCUGACAAGUUAUCCCAGUUAUUAAAACAGAUUUUUCUGGUUCGACCGGUUCCGUUGAAAGCGGCGUCUGCCCUCCGUCUGAUGCAAGUCGUGCCUUGUCGCAGCAGCAGCAGCAGCUCCAUCUUGGCUGCGCAUCCUCGGCUGCCGGAGAAGAUAUUCAAGCGAGAGGACGGACGCUGGCAUAUGAAAGCCUUACUUGAGCUGACACGCUCGCGAGCCAACAGCCCCCCCCGACAUCAUGAGCCGUAAGAGCAAGCUGCUGCGUCGGCUGGUGCGUUGCCGGUGCCUGCGCGGGGAGGAGGAGACCAUCUCCACCAUCGACUACUCGCACUGCUGCCUGCAGCAGGUGCCCAAGGACGUCUUCCUGUUCGAGAGGACCCUGGAGGAGCUCUACCUGGACGCCAACCAGCUGGAGGAUCUCCCCAAGCAACUGUUCAGCUGCGUCCUGCUGCACAAGCUGAGCAUCUCCGACAAUGACAUCUCCAUCCUUCCGCUGUCCAUCGCCAACCUGGUCAACCUCCACGAGCUGGACAUCAGUAAGAAUGGAAUACAAGAGAUUCCGGAGAACAUCAAAUCCUGCAAGCUGCUCACGAUGCUCGAAGCUAGCGUCAACCCGAUAUCCAAGCUGCCUGAGGGAGCCACUCAGCUCACCUGCCUGACGGAGUUGUACCUGAACGACGCCUUCCUGGAGGUCCUACCAGCCACCAUGGGCAGGCUGACGAAGCUGCGCGUGCUGGAGCUGCGUGAGAACCACCUGCGCACGCUGCCUCGGUCCAUGAACGAGUUGAGUCAGCUGGAGAGGCUGGACUUGGGCAGCAAUGAGAUCUCCGAUUGGCCUUCCGUGCUGGAGCACAUGGUUGCCCUGAAGGAGCUGUGGAUGGAUGGAAACCAGCUGCAAGCUCUGCCGUCGGGCCUGGGGAAUUUGAAGCGGCUGAGCUACUUAGACGCCUCGAAGAACCAGGUGGAGACCAUGGACCCCGGCGUUGCUGGCUGCGAAGCCCUCGAGGACCUGCACCUGUCGUCUAACCUGCUCUGCCAGCUGCCCGACGAAAUCGGCUGCCUCAAGAGCCUGACGACGCUCAAAGUGGACGACAAUCAGCUGUCGUUGCUGCCCGAAGCCCUCGGAGACCUGGACAGCCUGGAGGAGCUCGACUGCAGCGGGAAUCAGCUGGAGCUGUUUCCGGCCGGCAUCGGUCGUCUCGCCAACCUGCGCACGCUCACCGCCGACGAAAACCACUUCUCCUCCCUGCCCCCCGAGAUCGGGAACUGCAAGAACGUGACGGUGCUGUCCCUGCGCUGCAACAGACUCGAGGUGCUUCCCUCGGAGAUGGGCGACAUGACUCACCUCCGAGUGCUCAACGUCAGCGACAACCGACUCAAGUUCCUUCCGAUCUCGUUCACAAGCCUGAAGGAGCUCACGGCCCUGUGGCUCUCCGACAACCAGUCGAAGCCGCUGAUCCCGCUGCAGGUGGACGAGCCGGCCGAUAGCGGAGAGAAGGUCCUCACCAACUACAUGUUCCCGCAGCAGCCCCGCGCGCCCGACAUGGAGUACAAGUCGGAGAGCGAAAGCUUCAACGCGGAGCUGUGGGAACAGCAGAGGCAGCAGAGGACGCAGGUCGCCUUCGAGUUUGACGACCAACGGGAGGAGAGGGACCCCGACACUGUCAAGGAGGGCACCCUGAAGCGUUACCCGACGCCGUACCCCGAGGAGCUGAAGAACCUGGUGAAGACGGCGCAGAGCGUCGUCAACAAGAUACACAGCGACGGCGCCACGGCCUGCACCGGGUCCGGCGCCGCCGCCGCCAGGGCGGCCACCAGCAAGGAGGCGCUGUCCGCUCCUGCGGACGCCAGCCAGACGCCGGGAUUGCAGCCGACUGCCGAGGGUCUUGCGGAGGGCGCCAGCCGAGGGGGGCUAGCGAGCACAGUGGACGGCGGAACGAUCCAGGCCACCGGAGCGGUCGGCCUCGUGUACAGCAGCAGCACCACUUCCACCGUCACCAACGCCACCGUCACCAACACCACCGUCAUCGUCAACCACUACACCCAGGAGAGCGAAGAGGACAGCGAAGUGGAGGAGCAACGCAAGGAGGAGGAAGAGAGGAAGCCCUUCCUCUCGGAGCCACAGCAAUCGGUCGCUCGGUCGCCGCAACUCUCCGCCUUGUCGCAGCCCGUGAAGAGAGCCGAGGGGGCCGUGCCUCUCUCAAUCGGCCUGGAUCUGGACUACAACAGCAACCGCAACAACAGCAACGGCCUGAGCCUCGUGCGUGACCUCCCGCUGCUGCCCCCCCCUGCCGCCGACAGCAACGCUCUUGGUAGCUUCCACCGCCAGGCCCAAGAGAGCCUUCCGGACCAAACCAAAAGCUCUCCGAAAGGGAUCUCUGCUCAGUCGGCGGCGGCGGAAGCCGUGGGCGGCGCAGUGAAGGUGAACGGCACGCCGGGCGGCUCGGGGCGGCCCACCGUGCCUGCAAAACCCAGCGUCCUCUACUCCGCCAAAACCGAGAGCGUGGCGCUGACACAGAGCAAGGCGGCCGUUCCCACACCGCCGAGCGAGUCUCUCCGGCACGACGAAGCUGACGAUCCGGCCUUCCUUCCCCCUCCGCUCGGAGCCUUCGAGCGGCAACAACCAGACGCGGGCACCGCGCCGGAACGGCGGGUGACCGCCGCGGAAUAUUCGUCGGCAGUGGUGACUGCGGCAAGCGUGGUGACGAUGCCCUCCUCGGAGCGGAGCGAAGCCGGGACUCUGGUUGUCGCGACGGCAGAGUACGAGCGCUCGCGGGAGCCUCCACAUGCGAGCGCGGCACGCGUGCCGCUACCCGCCCUGGCCCGGUCGAACAGCGCCAACGCGGCAGAAACCGUGCCGCAGGGGGGGGGGUCCCUGACCGCGGGGACGGCGGCAUCGGCGGCAUCGGCGGAGAACGCGGCGGACGUGGGCAUCCCCCGCAGCCUCUCGGCUCCGCUGCUGGACGAGGAGCAAGGCGGUCGCGCCGCCCCGCCGACCGUGCCCGCCAAGCACGUGAUCUACCACUUCGACAGCGACUUCAGCCCUCGCUCGCAGCGCGGCCAAGCGUUGGCGGCGCAGCAGCAGCAGUACGGGCACGGCACUCACGAUCGCUACGCGCAGCAACAGCAGCAGCAGCAGCAGCAGCCGCCAAGGCCGGUCGGCGACACGCAGUUCAUAUUCACGAGCCGGCACAGCUCGGCCUCCUCGCUCCCACGAACGCCGGGCAGCAGCGGAGGCGGGCAGCAGUUUGGCUACCGCUGCGUGGACGUGCCGCCGGGCGACUGUGCAGAUUACGGCUACGUGCAGGGGCAGCAGCAGCAGCAGCAGCGUCAGCGUGGCGGCGGCCUGGAUCGGCAGGGCAGCGUGACGUCGACGGGAAGCGACGUGUCCGGGGCGACGGGCUACUCGUACCAGGGCUACGCCAGAGGCAUGCCACACAGCGAGAGCGACUACAUGAGCCCGCGGGACGUCGCCGCCAUGAGCCGCGGCGGCGCGCCCUACGGCUUUGCCGCGCCCGCCGGCCGGCCCGUGUCGGCACGGAGUUACACGCUCGACUCGGGCUUCUACACGCAGGCCCACGGGCAGGGUGGCCGCCCCCAGUCGGCACGCCCGGGUCCCCAACAUCUCGCGGUGGGCGGCCGUGAGCGCGCCCCCUCGGACGUCGACCCCCGCGCGGUGGGGAUGGCGGGCCCCGGCGGAGGGUCCGGGGCCCGCGCCCGCUCGGAGUACUCCUUGCUGGCGGGGGCCUCCGGCGCCUCGGAGGCCCGCACACCACCCCCCGCGGACUGGCGCGAGCAGCUGUUGCGGCACGUGGAGAACCGCAUGCUGGAGAAGGGUUCUCCGGGGAUGCCAGGCAGCCCCUUCGACCCAAGCGGUGGCGGCCCCCCGCGCGGGUGGGGCACGGUUGGCCGCGGCGACGGCGGGGGCGGCGGUGGAGGUGGUGGCGGAGGUGGUGGUGGCGGAGGGGCGGCCAACUGGGCCACGAUGGGCCGCCCCAGUGGCGGAGGUCACAUGACGGUGGACGGACCGGCCUACGGAGCGCGACAAGCCGCACGCGACUACAACCGGUUCCCAUCCCAGCCGCUGCUCGGUGGCCCCGUGGGAGGAUGCGAAGACUCGUUCGGUGCCGGGCGACCUGGGGAUCCCGGGUUCACCGGGGUCACCGGGACCCUGAGCCGCAAGGACGUCCCGCCGGAGACGCUCAAACCGCUCUCCUUACCCAACGGGGCGCCCUACCGAGGCCCGUCGUCCUCUCAGAUGGUUCGCCACCCGUCCCGCGAGGAGCUCAUCGACUUCCUGGUGCAGAGGCAGACCAUGCGCACGCCGACGCAAGGCCUGCAGGUGCCUCACAGGGUUCCCAGCAACCCGCACUCCAACGGCUACCACACGGAACACGUGGCGGCGCGGCGGCCAGAGGGAUACGCGGAGGAGGUGGUGGUGCUCAUCGAGAAGAACCCGGGCCUGGGAUUCAGCAUCUCUGGGGGCGUCGGAGGGCAGUCUGGCCCCUUCAGCCCUUCCAACAUGGGCAUAUUCGUGACGCGAGUGCAGCCCGACGGCCCUGCCGCCUCCCUGCUUCGUCCAGGGGACAGGAUCGUGAAGGCCAACGGCUACAACUUUGCGGACGUGGCGCACGAGAGGGCCGUUGCGCUGCUCAAGGGCCUGGAGAACCCGGUGGAGUUGGUCGUGCGACGCUAACGCCCGGAGGCGUCGAGGGAAACACACGUGCCUAAACCACACCUCCUCCCUCCCCCUUUCUUUCCCCCUGCCACUACCCCCCACCCGUACCCCCCCACCCACAUCCCCCCCCCCCCCCCAGAAGUUCGUCGGUCAUUUAUGUUUUUAUUCUGGUGUCGAUGCCUGUGUGAGGGAAAGUCGCAAUAGCAAUAAUACUGUUUGCUUCCAUAUCAGCCGUUGCUGUUCAACAACGGUUUUUUUUUAAAGAUAUAUAUGUUAUAUAUUAUAGAGUGAUGAUUGGACACAGCUCGGGCGACGGACACUGGGUGAAGUGAGGGGGGUGGGGUAAAGGUCGGAUGUCAGGAGCGAGGCGAACGGCAAGACAUUCCCUCCCACUCCCAGGCGCGCCGAUGAAGGAAGGGAGCUCGCAAGCGAACGACGUUCCUGCGUGAACACCUCCUGUCGCCACGCUCUUCUGUCGCCUCGUUUCUUCUGUCUGUACGGCUCGGUACACUCGGGGCGAUCUUCACCGGAAACGCGGUCCACCGCGAGAAAGUCUGGCAACUCGGUACGGCUUUGGCCUAGAGUCGAUAAGAGUUUUGUCGAGGCAGUGAAAACGGAGUUUGUUGAAAUGUGUGUUUGUGAUGAAAAAAAAGAUGGUUGGUCUACUGAUGUGAGCACGUGCUUUAGUUUUGGUAGUUGUGUAACCUCGUUCUGUAAUCUUAAGACAAAUGAUUUGGUGAUGCUGCUGCUGCGUUGUCAGUGGGGGCAUGAGCACAAUAAAAAAAACUCAACACAUUCGUCAAUAACACCGCCUUAAAAUGAAAUGUAUAUUUAAGGUGGUCUUUUGGCCAAUGACCCUUCUUCAUAAUAACUUUAACUGUGCUAUAUUUGUUAAUUGCGUUUGUGAAAGUUGUAUUGUCCUGUUUUAUGAGCUAUGAAGAAGGGAGACUGCCCGAAACAUCACAAAUUAUAGAUAUAGAUGUUUUUACUUUCAAGGUCAAAGGGCCACAGUGCUAAUGACCAAUGUUUUGAGUUUUUUUUCUCUUUCCAUAACCUUAUUAAAAUCUGAACUUCCAAAUUGCCUACUUGAGGGGAGCAGUGAUCAGAUAGUGUAACCAUGUUUGGGCAACCGAUGAUUUUUCUUUCCCACCCCCCUUAUACAAUAACACGUCGCGCGGCCAACUGUUGCUGGCUACGUUUGCCGUAAAGCAAAACGAAGGGGAAAAAAAAUCCCUCGGUGUACCCCCGUUGAUCUUUCGUUGUCGAAAUUGACCAGCGAGGUUCGUCAGCUCCGAGACGGUUCCCGGUCUGCCGAGUGUCCCCGAGGUCCGCUUUAGGUGGUGAGCGUUGCCAGCGUUGCCCGCGCGCUCGUGUGAGGAGCCCCCCAGUGUGUGUGUGUGCUUGCGCGUGCCUGUGCGCGUCACGCGGAUUGGAUGUAUAAAAUGUUUAAGGCAGCAGCACACGAUGAACUAUGGGAUUCUGAAGCUUCUGCAAAAAAAAACAAGUCAAUAAAAAAAGGCCAGGCCUGUGGUGGAGGGUAACGGUCACACUUACUGUGAGCACCAAGCGAAGAUUAGUAUAAAUAGCAGCGGUUAAGACAUUACCGAUACUGUAUAGUAGUUUUGUUGUUGUUGCGUGUUUAUUUUUUAAAACUUUAUAUAUUCCGGCAAGCAAAAAAAAAAUAACAUCAAUUGUUUCUUACUGUGAUAAUUUCUUCUCUCGAGGGCAUCAUCGUGUAUAUAAAGUUUGCAUUAACAGCAACAACUAAAACAUACACGCAACGUGUGGCCCAGGACACGAAUAUUCUCUUGUUGCCUGCCCUAAAACUGCUGCGUUCCCCUCGGUUUGUCUGAUCGAAGUUUCAAAGCUGAUCAAAAGUAACGGUCGGGCUUGACAUUAAUUACGGCACUCAUCAGGAGCGGCAUUGCCUGGGACGUGCAGUCAGGGCACGCAUCUACAAGGCAUAUUCGUUGGGCCGCGUCCGUCUUUGAGUCGGUUUGAUGGGUUUGGGUGUUUGUGGGGGGUGGGGGCCGUUGGUACUCGACACCGAGGCACCCGGUCCGAGCCGAGCUCCCAACGCUCCGCUGAUGUGACGUGUGCAGCACCGGUCCCUUGUGGCAUACCGCACGCGAUUGACUUGAGAUAUAAACACGGGGGGGGGGGGUGGGGUUGAGACGGGCGGAGCACCAGGUAUGACGCGAGGGCGGCUCGGGAGGUCCUGGCGUACCUUGGGUACAAAAAUCUGGGGGGGGGGGGGGGGGAGGGGGGGGGGGCAGCUGAGCCCUGCUACUUCUUGUCAUCUUCUUACGGUACUUCGGAUCUACUGCGUAAUCGUGCAAGGGGCGCAGCUGCAUGCCCGGCGGACAUUCUCAUAUCAAUCGUGGUUUCGCAAGAAAAAUAAAUCCCCCAUGCCUGCCCACGUGCUGGGAUGGCGGUGCCCUGUAUGGCUCUGGUUACCAAGUCCACGUGCUGCUUCCCAGCGACUUGGAAAAUAUUCGUCAAGAAAUGAAGCCGAGGCCCGAGCUUCGGUUUGUUUGGGGAGCACGGUUGGGGCCAGGCUGUUCGGGUUUCACCGGUGCCCGUCGUGAUGGAUGUUUUUUCCCCGAAUAGAGGAAUCGAUUCUCCACCGGAGUUCUGCAAAACUUGGCCAUGGUCUUGUCACGCCCUGUGGGAUUGGAUGACUUUUUCUGCCUUGCAAGUUGAGCGACGUUCCUAUAUAAUGAAAUUGGGGACUAUAAUGCAAAAAUAAAUAGCGCAUAAUUGUUGUGGUCACAGCAAUGUGGAUGAAUGUACCGUCAGUAUAAAUAGGAAAACAAUUGAAUUGUGUGACAAGAGUGGACAUGCCUUGUAAAGGUUACAAUACGGUGCACAUCGACUCGAUCUCAUGGCUCGCAACAUCUUGAAGGAGUGUGGCGCAUGUGUUUUCAGACGCAGGUUUCUCAUUCCAAGUUCAGUAACGAAUGCCUGUUGAGCCAUCGUUAAAUCAACGCACGUUAGGUAGCGAGUGUCGGGAAUACCCGAUCAGCGAGUCUACCGGAUGAGACGAGAGGCAUUUUUAAAUCACCAAGAGGGGCUUGAGUCUUGCGGUCGUCGUCUGCGUUUGUUUGCUACGAGCUUUGGUAAAAGGGCGAUUAAUCGAGAUAUCCCAAGAUAUUGCCCCACGUUUUUAAGACGCCGUUUUAGUUCCCAUUCAGCGCAAGGGGGCAGGAGGACGAGGGAGAAGCAUGUGAAGCCGGGGGGGGGGGGGGGGGGGAGAGGCAGUGGAUGGAGCGGCAGGAGAGGUGGUCGUGUAGAGUCUUGUCUCUGGUCUUGUUUUGUCCUGCUUUUGACAAGUGCCUUCGACAAGUUUGCCUGUCCAUGGACGAGGAGGAGAGCAAUAUUUUUGAAAGAGCCAAAAUGAUGUACACGCUUAAACAGAAAAAAAAAACUAAUUUGUCACGUUACGUUUUUGCAGGUCGAGGGAUGUUUGAACGGAUUUUGUACUGGAAUUAGAAAGUUGUAAAAUGAAUUAACCCUGCCUGAUGAAGAGCUUUCCCAGAUGUAAUUCGGUGUCUUGGGGUAGUACCAAAACGGCCUGCUUUGCAUUUUUACACUCAAGAUUUUAUUUUGUCGUGUGACUAGAGUCGCUAACCUGUGUAACUAAAGACCUGUGGUUGCAUCGGUCGUUCCACUCGCUUAUUUCAAGCUCUCUCCACCACGCAUUAACUUUUUUCUGAUGUACAUAACAAGAUGUGAUUUUAACCGUGUAUUAUAUUGACGCUUUGUUAACAGGGGUAUUAUCGCAGGGUGCAGUUUUAUAAUCACGGAGGGGUUUUUAUUAUUUACAAAUUUGGCUGCUGACACUAGCGUUAAUGGAGCACAUGCAUCAAUCGUGGUUUUUUGGUGAAUUAAUUAAUAGACUUGCGGAUAUCAUGUACAACCCAUUCUUAGCGAUAUAUGCCUACGCGUGUUUACGUCCAUCGUUUUACCUAAUCAUUUGUACAGGGGAAGCUGGAUUUAAUGUUCUUUUUCUAAUAUUUUUCUGGGAACAGGUGUUUUUUUUGUCAAAGCUGUACUGUAAAAUUUAGAAGAGGAAAAAAAAACAGAUGUACAAUAAAACAUUCCACUGGGAAAAAUUGCCCACA